CCACCUGGCAGUAAGUGCAGGCAGCUGUCCUGAGUUCUUCCCUUUGCAGCACACCUGAUGGCCCCUCCAGCCACGUGUCCGCACAGGUGCUGGAGAGGUAUAAAGAUCGAUGAAACAAAGGCGAAAUCUAGCUGAACGUUCUGCAGUGUGAAAGGUAACACCCAUUUUUCCCCUCCCAAGGCCAAAUUUACUCAAGUUAUUUGCGUUAACGUUGACAAUCUCAGAGGUAGCGUGAAGUCGGGAUGGUGGCAUUCCAACAGGUUGGCGUGGAAAGCGGAGAGUUUAGGGCUGGAUUAACCGACCCAGUCUUCCUAGGAGGCGAUGGCAAAAUCUUAGCGUGAACCCCGCGGGGUGAGACGUAGAGGUGGGGUGUGGUGUGGGACGUGGAAGGUCGUACCGGACUGGUGGGCUUGAAUUGUCAGUAGCGAGGGACACGGUGGCAGGAGUGAGUGGAUAUUUGAAAGCCGUCCAGAUCGCGGUGAUGUCUCGAACAUUCUUUUCAACAAGUACCUGCCGAGUCGGAUGAGAGGCGAAAAGGCUGAGGGAGGGCUGGGGUCCGCGGGGCGCUGCGUGGCCCGAGGGCAAAACCGCUGGCGGCGGAGCUCAAUGCCACUACUAUCAGCUGCCCGCGCAGAGGAAGGACGCUGCUGUGGGGCACUGGUGCUCUAGGGAAGGCUGAAAGGCAGGGAACCCGGCGUGCGAGGUGGGAGUACAGCCGGCGGGAGCUGCUCUGUGGCGGCGAAGGGGUUAAUGUGGCGGCAGCAGCAGUUCUAUUCGCGGCUGCCGGAGCUCCAGGCGAUUAGAAAGCGGCUCCGCGCCCCCGCCCGGCCUGGCCGCGGGAACGCGGCAGCAGCAGGUGGCGGCGGCGGCGGCAGCAGCAGCAGCGAGGGAGUUAACCCUGUGUCGGCGGCGAGCACCGACGGGAGGAGGGAGAGCAAGGAGCAGGCGGCAGCGGGAGAGGAACUGAGGAGGAGCAGGCAGCAGCAGGAGGAGGGGGACUGAGGAGCAGGCAGCGGCAGCAAGAGGGGGACUGAGAAACAGGCGGCGGCAGCCGGGUUGCUAGGGAUGGAGAGAUCCCGUGUCACCCGGAUGUGAGUGUCAUGUUGGCCCAAACUCUGAGGGAUUUGGCAGCGGCGAAGCAGCAACAGCAGCCGGAGGAGGCGGAGGAGCAGCCCCUCGCACGUCGCUAGUCACUACCAUGGGGGUCGGGUAGCGGGAAGCGCAGCGGGCAGCGCACACCUGGCUCGGGGUGGGGUGGCCUCUCUGCCCUUUUUUGGUUUGGGUUUGUUUUUUUCCUCUUUUCCUCUCACACUGGAGAAAGUGGGAACAAUGCACCAGCAGCAGCAGCCGGAGCAGCACCCUGAAGAGGCGAACUAUGCAAGUAGCACCAGAAUUCCUCUCCCUGGUGAUGGACCAGCUAUUCAGUCAAACAGUUCAGCACCAUCCAAGCAAACUGUUCUAUCUUGGCAAGCUGCAAUCGAUGCUGCUAGACAAGCAAAGGCUGCACAAAAUAUGAGUACUACCACAGCCCAGCCUGUAGGAUCUCUGUCCCAAAGAAAACGCCAGCAAUAUGCCAAGAGCAAAAAACAGGGUAAUACGUCUAAUAGUCGGCCACCCCGUGCCCUUUUCUGUUUAUCUCUCAACAACCCAAUACGAAGAGCCUGCAUUAGUCUAGUAGAAUGGAAACCAUUUGACAUAUUUAUACUACUGUCUAUUUUUGCCAACUGUGUGGCCUUAGCUGUUUACAUCCCAUUCCCAGAAGAUGAUUCUAAUUCAACUAAUCAUAAUUUGGAAAAAGUAGAAUAUGCCUUCCUGAUAAUUUUUACAGUUGAAACAUUUUUGAAGAUUAUAGCAUAUGGAUUAUUAUUACACCCCAAUGCAUAUGUUCGAAAUGGAUGGAAUUUAUUGGAUUUUGUAAUAGUAAUAGUAGGAUUAUUUAGUGUAAUAUUGGAACAAUUAACCAAAGAAGCAGAAGGUGGCAGCCACUCAGGUGGCAAACCUGGUGGCUUUGAUGUCAAAGCCCUAAGAGCCUUUCGUGUAUUGCGACCUCUCCGGCUUGUAUCAGGAGUGCCCAGUUUACAAGUUGUCCUGAACUCCAUUAUAAAAGCCAUGGUCCCCCUCCUCCAUAUUGCCCUUUUGGUAUUGUUUGUAAUCAUAAUCUAUGCUAUUAUAGGAUUGGAACUUUUUAUUGGAAAAAUGCACAAAUCUUGUUUUCUAAUUGAUUCAGAUAUUCUAGUUGAAGAAGAUCCAGCACCUUGUGCAUUCUCAGGGAAUGGACGUCAGUGUGUCAUGAAUGGCACUGAAUGUAAGGGUGGAUGGGUUGGACCAAAUGGAGGCAUAACCAACUUCGAUAAUUUUGCAUUUGCAAUGUUGACUGUGUUCCAGUGCAUAACCAUGGAAGGGUGGACUGAUGUGUUAUACUGGGUAAAUGAUGCAAUAGGAUGUGAAUGGCCAUGGAUCUAUUUUGUUAGUCUUAUCAUCCUUGGCUCAUUUUUCGUACUUAACCUGGUUCUUGGUGUACUUAGUGGAGAAUUUUCCAAGGAAAGAGAAAAAGCCAAGGCCCGAGGAGACUUUCAGAAGCUACGUGAAAAACAACAACUUGAAGAAGAUCUGAAGGGAUAUUUAGACUGGAUUACACAGGCAGAAGACAUUGACCCUGAGAAUGAUGAAGAGGUUGAUGAGGAAGGCAAACGGAACAGGGUUACAUUGGCUGACUUAAUGGAAGAGAAGAAGAAAAGCAGACUUAGUUGCUUUGGCCGUUCUUCCAAUAAACAUGCAAGCAUGCCCACCAGUGAAACUGAGUCGGUGAACACUGAGAAUGUGAGUGGAGAAGGAGAGAGCCCAGCGUGCUGUGGAAGUCUAUGUCAAACCAUCUCGAAAUCCAAGUUCAGUCGACGCUGGCGUCGCUGGAAUCGAUUUAAUCGGAGAAAAUGUAGAGCUGCAGUAAAAUCUGUCACUUUUUAUUGGCUUGUUAUUGUCUUGGUCUUUCUGAACACAUUAACUAUCUCAUCGGAGCAUUAUAAUCAACCUGACUGGCUGACCCAGAUCCAAGAUAUCGCAAAUAAAGUUCUUCUGGCUUUAUUCACCUGUGAAAUGUUAGUAAAGAUGUACAGCUUGGGCCUCCAGGCUUAUUUUGUUUCUCUUUUUAACCGCUUUGAUUGCUUCGUUGUUUGUGGUGGCAUUGUUGAAACCAUUUUGGUGGAGUUGGAAAUUAUGUCACCCCUUGGAAUUUCAGUGUUUCGCUGUGUUCGUCUCCUGCGUAUUUUUAAAGUGACAAGGCACUGGGCAUCCCUGAGCAACUUGGUAGCAUCCUUGUUAAACUCAAUGAAGUCCAUUGCUUCACUGUUGCUUCUGCUUUUCCUCUUCAUCAUAAUCUUCUCGUUGCUUGGAAUGCAGCUGUUUGGAGGCAAAUUUAAUUUUGAUGAAACUCAAACAAAACGGAGCACCUUCGAUAAUUUUCCACAAGCUCUCUUAACUGUAUUCCAGAUUCUAACAGGUGAAGAUUGGAAUGCUGUUAUGUAUGAUGGCAUAAUGGCAUAUGGUGGUCCCUCAUCGUCAGGCAUGAUAGUCUGUAUAUAUUUCAUUAUCCUCUUCAUCUGUGGUAACUAUAUCUUGCUAAAUGUCUUCUUGGCCAUUGCUGUGGAUAACUUGGCAGAUGCUGAAAGUCUAAAUACAGCUCAGAAAGAAGAAGCUGAAGAAAAGGAAAGGAAAAAGAAUGCAAGGAAAGAGAGCUUGGAAAAUAAAAAAAGUGAGAAGUCAGAAGGUGACCAGAAAAAGCCUAAGGAUAGUAAGGUAGCAAUUGCUGAAUAUGGAGAAGGAGAAGAUGAAGAUAAAGAUCCUUACCCACCCUGUGAUGUACCAGUAGGUGAAGAUGAAGAUGAGGAGGAUGAACCAGAGGUACCAGCAGGUCCACGUCCCCGUAGAAUAUCGGAGCUAAAUAUGAAGGAGAAGAUAACACCGAUCCCUGAAGGGAGUGCCUUCUUCAUUUUCAGCAGCACCAACCCAAUUCGAGUGGGAUGCCACAGACUCAUCAAUCACCACAUCUUCACCAAUCUCAUUCUUGUCUUCAUUAUGCUGAGCAGUGUUUCCCUAGCAGCAGAAGAUCCAAUUCGCAGCCACUCCUUUCGAAAUAAUAUCCUAGGGUAUGCAGAUUAUGUCUUCACUAGUAUGUUUACAUUUGAGAUCAUUUUGAAGAUGACAGCAUUUGGAGCAUUCCUCCAUAAAGGGUCCUUCUGCAGGAAUUACUUUAAUUUGCUGGAUUUGCUGGUUGUGGGUGUUUCUCUGGUAUCAUUUGGUAUUCAAUCAAGUGCUAUCUCAGUUGUGAAGAUCCUCAGAGUUUUAAGAGUCCUGAGGCCUCUAAGGGCAAUAAACAGAGCAAAAGGACUUAAGCAUGUUGUUCAAUGUGUCUUUGUGGCUAUUAGAACUAUUGGUAAUAUCAUGAUAGUUACAACUCUGCUGCAGUUUAUGUUCGCUUGUAUUGGAGUGCAGCUGUUCAAGGGAAAAUUCUACAGAUGCACUGAUGAGGCAAAACAGAAUCCAGAGGAAUGCCGAGGGAUUUACAUCGUUUAUAAAGAUGGAGAUGUUGAUAAUCCAAUGGUCAAAGAGAGGGUCUGGCAAAAUAGCGACUUCAACUUUGAUAAUGUUCUGUCUGCUAUGAUGGCCCUUUUUACAGUGUCCACUUUUGAAGGCUGGCCAGCGCUGCUGUACAAAGCCAUUGAUUCAAAUGGCGAGAAUGUAGGACCUGUAUACAACUAUAGAGUGGAGAUCUCCAUUUUUUUCAUCAUCUAUAUCAUCAUCAUUGCUUUCUUCAUGAUGAACAUAUUUGUUGGUUUUGUGAUAGUUACAUUCCAAGAACAGGGAGAACAAGAGUAUAAGAACUGUGAGCUGGACAAAAAUCAGCGUCAGUGUGUGGAAUAUGCCUUGAAGGCACGUCCUCUUCGUAGAUAUAUUCCCAAAAAUCCUUACCAGUACAAGUUCUGGUAUGUGGUGAAUUCUACAGGAUUUGAAUACAUCAUGUUUGUCCUCAUCAUGCUGAACACGCUUUGCUUGGCUAUGCAGCACUAUGGACAGUCUAAGCUCUUCAAUGAUGCCAUGGACAUUAUGAAUAUGGUUUUCACAGGAGUGUUCACUGUUGAAAUGGUUUUGAAACUGAUUGCAUUCAAACCCAAGGGCUAUUUUAGUGAUGCCUGGAAUACGUUUGACUCCCUCAUCGUUAUUGGCAGCAUAGUAGACGUCGUUCUCAGUGAAGCCGAUCACUAUUUCACUGAUGCAUGGAACACUUUUGAUGCCUUAAUUGUUGUUGGUAGCGUCGUUGAUAUUGCUAUAACAGAAGUUAAUCCAAAGCCAACUGAAACAGUCACAACUGAUGAGUCUGGGAACUCUGAAGACAGCGCUAGAAUCUCCAUCACUUUUUUCCGUCUGUUCCGGGUGAUGAGGUUGGUGAAGCUGCUUAGCAGAGGAGAAGGAAUCAGAACUUUACUAUGGACGUUUAUUAAGUCGUUUCAGGCUCUGCCUUAUGUUGCCCUUCUGAUAGCCAUGCUGUUCUUCAUUUAUGCUGUCAUUGGAAUGCAGGUGUUUGGAAAAGUGGCCAUGAGGGACAACAAUCAAAUAAACAGAAACAACAAUUUUCAGACCUUCCCCCAAGCUGUGCUGCUUCUCUUCAGGUGUGCAACUGGAGAAGCCUGGCAGGAAAUCAUGCUGGCAUGUUUGCCUGGAAAACGCUGUGAUCCAGAGUCUGACUAUAAUCCAGGGGAAGAAUACACAUGUGGAAGCAAUUUUGCCAUCAUUUAUUUUAUCAGUUUUUACAUGCUUUGUGCAUUUUUGAUUAUAAACUUGUUUGUGGCUGUCAUUAUGGAUAACUUUGAUUAUUUGACGCGCGACUGGUCUAUUCUGGGUCCCCAUCAUUUGGAUGAGUUCAAAAGGAUAUGGUCAGAAUAUGACCCUGAAGCAAAGGGAAGGAUAAAGCAUCUUGAUGUGGUUACGUUACUGAGACGCAUUCAGCCGCCACUUGGUUUUGGCAAAUUAUGCCCUCACCGAGUGGCCUGCAAGAGGUUAGUGGCCAUGAAUAUGCCAUUAAACAGCGAUGGAACUGUCAUGUUCAAUGCUACUUUGUUUGCUUUGGUUAGGACUGCUCUAAAGAUUAAAACAGAAGGUAAUCUAGAGCAAGCAAAUGAAGAACUUAGAGCAGUUAUAAAGAAAAUAUGGAAGAAAACAAGCAUGAAAUUACUUGACCAAGUUGUUCCUCCAGCUGGCGAUGAUGAGGUAACCGUGGGGAAGUUCUAUGCCACCUUCCUGAUACAGGACUACUUUAGGAAAUUCAAGAAACGCAAAGAACAAGGACUGGUGGGGAAGUAUCCUGCGAAGAAUACCACCAUUGCUCUGCAGGCAGGACUAAGGACACUUCAUGAUAUUGGCCCUGAAAUACGCCGAGCUAUAUCCUGUGACUUGCAAGAUGAUGAACCAGAGGAAAACAAUCCAGAGGAGGAGGAAGAUGUUUAUAAAAGGAAUGGUGCCCUCUUUGGCAACCACAUAAACCACAUUAGUAGUGACAGACGAGAUUCAUUUCAACAGAUCAACACCACACACCGUCCCUUACAUGUUCAGCGGCCUUCAAUUCCAUCGGCAAGCGAUACUGAGAAAAAUAUGUAUUCUCAGGCAGGAAAUUCUGUAUACCACAAGCACCAUAAUCACAACUCGGUAGGAAAGCACGUUCCAAACUCAACGAAUGCCAAUCUCAAUAAUGCCAACGUGUCCAAAGUUCAUGGGAAGCACACACAUUUUGGAAAUCCUGAGCACAGAUCUGAAAACGGUUACCAUUCCUACUCCAGAACUGAUCAUGAGAAGCGGAGAAGGCCAAGCAGUAGGAGAACCCGCUACUAUGAAACAUAUAUUCGAUCUGACUCUGGUGAUGGGUGUCGACCUACCAUUUGCCGGGAAGAACGCGAAGAACGAGAUUAUUGCAAUGAUGAUCAUUAUUUGGCAGAGCAGGAAUAUUUUAGUGGAGAAGAGUAUUAUGAAGAAGACAGUAUGUUGUCAGGAAGCAGGCACACGCAUGAUUAUCACUGCAGAUAUCAUUGCCACGACUCGGAUUUUGAGAGACCAAAAGGCUACCAUCACCCGCACGGGUUUUUUGAGGAAGAGGAUUCAACACUCUGUUACGAUACAAAAAGAUCUCCCAGGAGACGGCUUCUACCUCCAACACCAACACCACACAGACGACCUUCCUUCAACUUCGAAUGCCUGCGCCGACAGAGCAGUCAAGACGAGAUACCGCUCUCUCCCGAUUUCCACCAUCGCACUGCGUUACCGCUGCACUUAAUGCAGCAGCAGGUCAUGGCUGUCGCAGGUCUGGAUUCCAGCAAAGCUCAUAAGCACUCCCCAAGCCGUUCAACGCGUUCCUGGGCUACCCCACCUGCAACCCCUCCCAACAGAGACCGUGCUCCAUAUUACACACCUCUAAUCCAGGUUGAUAGGGCUGACUCCACAGAGCAUAUGAAUGGCAGCCUGCCUUCCUUGCAUAGGAGCUCUUGGUACACAGACGACCCUGACAUCUCCUACAGAACAUUUACACCAGCCAAUUUAACAGUCCCUAAUGACUUCAGGCAUAAACACAGUGACAAACAGAGGAGUGCAGACAGUUUGGUUGAAGCGGUACUUAUAUCUGAAGGCCUAGGAAGGUAUGCAAAGGACCCUAAAUUUGUUUCAGCUACAAAACAUGAGAUUGCCGAUGCCUGUGACAUGACUAUUGAUGAGAUGGAAAGUGCAGCAAGUAAUCUUCUCAAUGGAAAUAUCAGCAAUGGGACCAGUGGGGAUAUGUUUCCCAUUUUAAGCAGACAAGAUUAUGAACUUCAAGAUUUUGGUCCUGGCUACAGUGAUGAAGAACCAGAAGCAGGACAUUAUGAAGAAGACUUAGCUGAUGAAAUGAUAUGCAUUACAAGUUUAUAGUAUUUAGCAAGGAAAAUGAUUCUCAUAACAGAAAAAGUGCCUCAUAGUUUAAAGAUGGUAGGCACUAGCUGGAGUGAAUAACCAAUCAAGUUUUGUACCUGUGAUGUCACACCUCAAGGAAGCCAUAACUCAUAAAUUACCUGCAUGUUGCCGAAUGUGGUCAGAGCUGCAGCACAUCGGUCGAGUCCUCUCCCGCAGAGUCUUCAGUUCCUCUGUAGGAAUGAGGUUAGUUUGAAACCAGGCAGGUUGUGACAAUCAUUUUUUUUGAGGGCCAGAGUGAGAAUCUGAGGUGUAGUAUUCCGCCUGUCUUUCAAUCUUGUGCUGCUGUCUUUUGUGGUAGAGCAGGAUUGUGUCAGUGAAAACCUCUGUAUAAAUCUGGUACAAAAUUGUGCGGAAAGAGCAGCAUGAGAAGAGUGAUGACAACCAAUGAUGUCAUUACCUCAGCACUCAAGAGCAUAUCAGUUACCUGUUGCAUAUCCAUUCUAAUGAUUUCAAACUUGCCUCCUGAAUUCCUUUCUUUACGCUCUUCUGAAGUACAGUUUGUCAUGCUCUACCUGUUAGAGAUCACUGCAAAAAGAAGUUAUAUAAAGAAUAAUCUGUCAUAUGUAACAGCAGUUUACAUAGGGAAAUAUCAUUCAGGUAGUCUGUUUUAUGACUAUCACGUUAAGGGCAAAAUACACUGGAAUAAUUGCAUUCUUACUAAAUGCACUUGCAACCAGGUUAUAGUAGAGUUAGGCAAGAUAGUUUGUUAAAAACUCUAUAGUAGAAAUUACUGUAAAUGAAUUGUAAUAUACAAUGAUUUGUAUUUGUAAAGAGAUGUUCUAUAUUUUGUAACUAUUGUACCGUAAUUGAACUGCAGCAAUAUUUAUGGACCCCAAUUAUUGUUAAGUCUCCACAGAAUUCCAGAUAGAAGUAUUUUUACUUGGAAUAUAUAGAUCUAUAGCAUAAAUAUUUAACUAGA
Molecule: messenger RNA, 8905 nt
Organism: Pogoniulus pusillus (Red-fronted tinkerbird)
Lineage: Eukaryota; Metazoa; Chordata; Aves; Piciformes; Lybiidae
Gene: CACNA1D
Product: calcium voltage-gated channel subunit alpha1 D
Exons: 50
Coding region: 1330-7944 (2204 amino acids)
Biological process (GO): calcium ion import across plasma membrane
Cellular component (GO): membrane; voltage-gated calcium channel complex
Molecular function (GO): high voltage-gated calcium channel activity
Source: RefSeq, a predicted model, not a curated record